Effrenium voratum is the source of this 1386-nucleotide messenger RNA. The record is from the annotation of a GenBank genome assembly. NCBI's taxonomy places the organism in Eukaryota, Dinophyceae, Suessiales, Symbiodiniaceae.
AUGGCACGGGUGGUGAAGCCCAGGAAGAAGAUGCAGGAGUGGGUUCUGACCGGGUUGUCUGAGACGACCGAUGUGCAGGGGCAGUUGGGGGGCGAGGUGCUCACCAGCAGGGACAAGCGGAAGCUGCGCUCGCUACGGAGCCAGGCACGAAGGGAGGGCCGCAACCCAGAGCUGGUGAGGCUGCCAGAAAGGAAGGCAAAGCUGCUCAGCGAGCCGGAUGCCAUCCUGCUGGGCGGCACCCUGCCAACCAUGGCGCUUCCGCCGCCUGCAUCCAUGGAUGGGGUGGCGCUGGGUCGGGCUGCCCUGGCGGCUGCGCGUCAAGGCGAAGGCGCGCAGGGCCUGCUGCCGGCCCUGGCCACGCGGGCCAGGGAGCUGCUGCCGCAGCUGGGCCCCGCGGACAUGGCGCGGCUGCUGCGGGGCAUGGCCCGGGCGCGAUACGAAGAUGGGGCGCUGUCAGCGCUGCUGCUGCAGCAAGCUACCAUGCGCUUGGCUUACUUUGAUGCCCAGCAUUUGGUGAUGCUGCUCUCCAGCUUGGUGCACUCAGAGUUGAGAGACGAGUUGGCGCCAGUGGCAGAGGAGCUGCGGCAGCGGGCGGCGGAGCUGCGGGGCGCCACCAGCCUGGCGGCGGCGGCCGCCGCCGCCGCGCGCCUGCCGGAGCCAGGGCCGCUCUUGGAGGCCUUAGCGCCUCAGCUGGAGGCCCGGCUGAGCGCAGACCGGCUCCACGCACGGGACCUGGCGCAGGUCUGUGGAGCCUACUGUCACGCCCGCUUUCUCCACUCAGAGCACAUGUCCCACAUCGUGGCGGCGGCGCGGUUCACUCUGCGGGAGGCGACGCCUUUGGAGCUGACGCGCCUGGUGACUGCGGCCAUGGGCGCAGAAGCCACGGGCUGCGGGGUCUUCAUCAAAGAGGCGGCCCUGCUGGCCAGCGAGCAAGCCAACUUCAUGGUGCCGCGGGAGCUCCGCAUUGCCGCAUCGACCUUCGGUCCCGGGGUGGCUGGCUUCGUGGCCACGGCGCGGGAGGAGUGCUUGGAAGCCUCCGUGGCGUCGGCUGAGUUGCUGCAUGUCCUGGCCCGUGUUGCGCUGCGAGCACCCAGCCUGACGGCCGCAGAGUCAGCCGCGCUGCUGGAGGGCUGUGCCAGUUGGCGGCUUCCUUUGCCUGGCACCAUCUUGGCAGCUCUGGUCCCGGAACCGGGGAGCUUGGGCAGCUCGGCCAAAGCGUUGAGGGCCCUGGCAGAGCUCUUGCCGGUAGCCCUGGACACCCCACCAGCGGUGGCAGAGCCGCAGGGGCCCGUGGUGGCCGUGAGACACCGCGAGGCUGCCAGCGCGGCGGAACAGAAGGCUGGAUUUGGGCUGAGGUGCUUGGUGGGGGUCCAGUGGCGAGAUUGA